AUGUUCCACGAGAGUAUCAAGUCCUCACAGGGAGACCCUAAAUUUUUUGGCCCAGAAAACAGCAAAUUCCCUCACGUCCCCGAAGAAAGGACCAAUUCCGAAAAGUCACAAGAAAAACCAACUUCCCAUCAAAAUCGAUCACCACAAGUCCCAGAGGAUUCUAGCCUCGGCCUGUUCGAUCAGUUCGGCCUGUUCCUCCCAGUUCAGACCGAUCUCACAGAAACUGAUCCCGACCAACUCAUCAAGAGUUCGCUCGGAAAUAAGAAAGCAGAGAGUGAUGAAAAGACUAUUCCAACGACCAAACGAGUCAGUAGAGCAAACCUCAGACAUGCAAAGAAAGAUGCAUGUUGCCCAAAUCCAGUUAUAUCGAGAAAAAGUGCUAGAAAAGAGCAAACAAAGUCCGAGGAAGCGCCGAAGCCGAAGAUUCGCACUCGUUCAUCCGCCCGCGUAGCUUCUGAAAGUCCUCCAAAAGAAAAGAAAAUCAAAGAAUUCCCUCAAGAGACAAAGACUGCCACCCUUCCAAAUGAAGCUAAAAAUCUCAAGCCAAGUAAGAAGAAGGAGGUCACGUUCUCUCAUCAAAAUUCACCGCUUCCCUCGCGCUUUUACGAGGCUCUGUUGUUCUUCUCAAGAUCGCAUAGAGAAUUUCGAGAGAACAACGAGAAAUCGAGAAGAAGAUCAUCGAAGAGAGAGAAAAUGGACAUAACGAGCAGCGACGCUUCAUUAUUCUCAGAUGCCAGCUGCUCAGAUAUCAACUCAGAAGAAAUUUUCUCAGACGCUUCGUUUUCAGAAGGCUCUGAUGAUGAAGGAUACAGAACGAAUCCGACUAGUGCUCCGUCUAAGAUACAGGAGGAUUUCCAGCUCGAAGAAAAAGCUCCGAUUCCUCAAGCGAGAAAUUUAGUCGUCGCUUCAAGUACGGAUCCUUCGCCUAUCGACACAAAGUCAAUGCUUGAUAAGUGGGAGACAAAGCUAUCAAAGAAACCGGAAGUCGUCACUUCUAGCACUACAAACAAUGCAAGAGAAUCGUUGUCCGAGCUGCAAACGCUUGAAACGCGUCGGAAACAGAUUGAAGAGCAAUUUUCGAAGAAAGAUAGUUCACCACCGGCGGAGAAGAAGCCUGCUAUCUCGCUUGGAUACUCGGGCAGCUUGAGAGAUAAAAGAACUGCACUUGAACAGACGAUCAAUAGAUCCGCCUCAGGCCGAUCAAUCCGCCAAGAAUCUCUUUCCGCUGAGGACCGUGAAGAAGCAUUAACUCGUUCUCGAAGCGCCAGACUUAUGUGGGAGAAAAAGACGCAGGUUCAGCGACGCCGUGCUGAUUCAGAGUCUGACGAUGAAGUCCUUUACACAGACAAUACCCGUGGACAGCUAAACGAAACGAAACGUGAACGACCACCUGUCCGAAAUAUGACUCUUGAUGAAGACGCGCUUCUUGAUGAGGUGAAUCUGUCCGAAAGUCAAGCGCGAGCAAUUAUCGAAGAUUUGGAUCUGACGGUUGAUGAUGUCAGCCAAGAAAUCGAGCAAGUUGAUCGUGACGAAGAAUUUGAGGGAGUCGAAAAAGAUGAGAUGGAAGAUAAAUCGGAAGACAUCGGAGGCCAUGAGAUCAUCAUUGACGAGUCAUUGUCAGAAGAUGACCCUCACGAGGAUGCUAAUGCAUAUGCUGAUCAAUUGGAAACACCAGACGCUCUAAAAUCUUGUCAUGAGUCGGUGCCUUCUGAAUUCGAUGAUUACGAAGAGGUCAAACUCAGCACUCCUCUGAACCCAGCGAUGAAAGUGCCGGUUUCAUUAUCUGAAGACAUCGUCGACAACUCCGAGUCAUUAGAUAAAGAGCAAGAGCACGAAUUCCCAAAAGAGGGAGAAGAUGGAAAAGAAACUGACCCAGAAAGUGUCUAUCUCAGCGCGCAAGAAGAAUCUAUCAGCAAGAGUGAUACUGAAACGGAAAAUCUGCUUACACUCGGGGAAGAGCCGGGCUCAUCAAAAUCUGAUGCCGAAGAGGAAUUUCCAGAGAGAUCGAAUUCAGUUCUCGUCCCUCCCGACGAUCCGGUCGCUGAGCCGAACGCUGAUAAUAUAACCGUUUCGGAAGACGAAGAUGAGUUUCCCGAACCGUGCCCAGAUCCAGUCAGCAAAUCUGUACAUACCUCUAACUCAAGCGAAACUAAAACUAAUGAAAUCACUAACAAACCUCCACUGCCAGCACAAAAUCAAUCGGAAACUCACGAAACUAACGAGUCCAAUAACAACAGCGUUUUGAGACGACAAGGGAAACUUCGCCGACCACGUGCAAUGCGUGCAGUUUCCCAGCCCGUUUUCAGCAAGGCUGAUCUGGAGAUGAUAGAGAAACAUAGAAAUGCAACUGAACUUAGAAAUGAGCAAAUUGUCGAAGAAGCUAUUACUGGCAAAAAUGUCUUCGCCAACAGACUCAGUUUCUUCAAUGACAUCGUGAAAGCUCCAGUGGCGCGCGAUAGCCCCAAAGAAAUUCAACUCACUGAAGAAGAGGACUUAGGGCUAUUCAAACGAAGUGGCUCUGUCAGGGACAUGGCUCGAAAGUUUGGAUCAAACACGUCUCUUGCUAACUCGAACAAUUCGAACUCAAAAAGCUCUGCACCGCUGAGAAGAAGCGCUUCGCUGAGGAUUAAGACUAGUCCUUUCAAUGUUCAGAAGAAAGAAAUUGAAGCAACUGAUUUCAAACGUCUUCCCAGACCUGAGAAAAUUCAACUGCCGAAGAAAGAUGAAUCAGAGAAGAAAGAAGAAAAUCAUGAAAAAGAACCAGAAAAGCGAGCCCAAGCCGGCAUUGUAGGAAAACAUCGCAAAGGCGGAUUUCUUACUCCUGCACCACCAAAAGUGACAGUACCAGAAGUUGGUAAUCAAAGCACUCCUUCGCCGAGAAAAUCGAUGAAGUUGCAACAAUUAGAGGCGCGAUAUGGAGAGAAAAUGGGGUCUCCUUUGCCGAAUAAAAUCUAUAUGCCAACAAGCAAAUCUUCUGAACCAGUUAGAAAUGCCUCGCCAAAUUUACCUCAAUCACCUCAAAAAUCAAUGGAAGCUCCAUCAACUCCAGUCCAACUCCGCUCUACCUCCAAAAAAGCACGAUCUGAUGAUAAGGAUGUUCCAAAAAUGCGUCGUCAACGACCAAAAAGUGCAGUUCCAGACAUUUCAUUUUCACUAGAUGUCAAUUCUCCUGUCGCAUCAAGAAAAUCCUUCAUCGAAAAGAUUGCGACGAGCUCGUCGAAUCAACAAGACAAACAACUAACAGUUUCAUCAACAGUUGUCCGUAAUCUGCCUCAGAUUGACACAGAGGAACUUGAUAACAUUUUACACCAAUCGGUUGAUCAAAAAUUUGGCGUAGAAAAGAGUGCAGAGUACGGUGGUGCUGUUGAUAUUGACGACUUCGCCCCAGAUGAUCGAAAGAACAGGGCUCCACUUCUUACAGACCAGCCAAAAAGGCCGAGAAGACCGAGAAGCCAGAGUAGGCCAAGAUCUAUAAAUCCAAUGAAGACGGUAGCUCAAGGAGAGAGCAGUUAUUCUGAGCAAAAAACGGAUUUGGCUAUGAAAAUGUGUCAAGGUGAUCCAAUGAAACAAAUGGCAACCUGCGCAACAUCAGCUCUUCAAGCGACGGAAGAUGUGACAAAAAUUCGAUUACGCAAAACCCAGCGUGAUGGCGAAGAGAACUCUCAGUAUUCAAAGAAUCCUCUGCUUAUUCGAUUCAAAGGCCGUCGUCAAGUGGCAGUUGAGCUUAUUUCGCCACGCGCAAAGCGUCUUUCCCACCACGACUCAUUCGUUCUCGUCACAUCUGAACGCGUUUUUACUUUUCUUCCGCAAGCGUCAAACAUUAUAGAGAAAAACCGCGCCCGUGAUUUCGCUCAACUAGUAACAAAAACUGGGCAGUUGGGGACACACGCAAAAGUUGUUGAAGAUGCGGAUGAUUCGCCAGAUUUUUGGAAGAUCCUGGGCUCCAAGUCAAAGAUUCCGACGAAGAUGGAGACUAGUGCUGAUGAGUCCGAUUUGAAUCAUGAAAACGCUUGUUCAAGUCAUUACCGCUGCUGGCGACUUCACGAAGUCGGAAAUAAAUACAAACUCUCUCCAGAAGAAAAAGCAUGGGGAGUGCGACCAGAGCAAAAUCUUCUUCAGGAAACCGAGUUUUUCAUCUUCGAGUUUGGCUCUGAAGUUUACUCUUGGAUUGGCCCAAAAGUCUCAUUCGCUGCAAGACGUGCUGGAGAAGAGCUUGGAAAGCAGAUUUGGGAAAAAUUCGAAAGAAAAAAGUGGCACAUUUUUGCAAAGGUUACUGCUCAUCGUGAAACAGCUUUGUUCACGGAAAAAUUCUCGAAUUGGCUUCGUGAAGAUCAGCAAAACAUUAUCACUCCACAAGCUGCACUCAGAAAGAAAUCUGUCAGUUCGAAGCAAAGCGCAUCAUCAGGAGAUCUUGAUUUGAAAGAAGUGGCAUUCUUAGACCUCGAUCAAGAGCUCCUUCCGAUGAGAGUCAAAUCUGGCAGAUUCAACGUCUCCUCAGGGGAUGGAGAGAUAAUUGAUGAUGAUGGGCGCAUUCUCAAUGUCGCAACUAUUGCCUAUUCGGCAAAGACCAUUCAGAACGGUGCUGUCGUGGAGAGAAAUCUGAAAGAAAACUUCAUUUUGAAAGAAGAUGACGUAUUGCUUCUUAUCUGGACGUUCUCGAUUUCUGGAACAGGUCGGUGGAAGGGCAGUAAGAAAGCAAAGAAUAAGACUGAAGACAAACGAGGAGCUGCAAGACAACUGACAUUUAUUUGGAGCGGACCGAAAGCUUCAGAUCAUAUCCGGGGUCAAUUAGCUCUUUUGGCAAAUGAGCUGAAACUAGGCGUCUUUGUAAAUGUCUCUGGUGUACUUGAACCUGAAGUCUUUAUGAAAGCUUGGAGGGGACGCGCUCGUUUUGUAAAAGAAGAUUCCGAUAAUGAGCUAGUUAAAUUGUUCCUCCUUGGUGGAGAAACAGAAACAUCUAUGUACCUUAAAGAGAUUGAUUCCAUUCAGCCCGACCUUCUACCUCGUCAAAGCUAUAUUAUUGAGUCGUUAAGAACGGCAGAAAUUCAAAUUAUCAACCCUCAAGCCUCGCCAGUUUGCCCAUAUAUUCUUCAACAAUAUGAGCAGGAUGGAUAUUCAAUAUCUGAAGAGCUCAUUCACCAACUUCACAAACCUAUGCAUCGUGCAGCUGUGGAAGAGAGAAUUGUUCAAAUAUGGAUAGUAGCAAACGUUAAUGGAAGAUUUACGCCCAUGAAGGCGGAGUGCCGUCAUUUGAAUAGUCACUACCGGUUCGAGCAACUUCAACUCAAGCCAAUUUCGAUUCUUUUAUCGACAAAAGCGCUCUAUAUUUGGCGAGAGCAACGCGAAUCCGUCGACAAUGCUACUUUUUACGGAAAAUUAUAUCUUGCUGCCCGCGCUAUAGCUCAAAGAAUCGAUGAUCAAAAAAAUAUCGUGGACAUUUUCGCUGGUUCGGAGCCGUCCAACUUCUGUUUGCUUUUUCCUCACUGCGUACGUGUGCUUGAGUGUGGUCUCCCUCGAUUUAACGUGGCGCAGCACUAUUUUCUUCAAACAAUGCCACUUGUUCUCGGAGGAGGUCCCAAGUGCGUUGCCUGCACAAAGACUGUUUAUAAGGCAGAAGAGAAAAUCUCUGAAGCUGGGACUUUCCACAAAGCUUGCUUCAGAUGCAUCGCGUGCAAGAAGUCUUUAGAUUCUUUCGUUUGUAUUCGCGAUGAAAAGCCGUUCUGCAAGUCAUGCUACGGGAAAAACUUCGGUCCAAGUGGCUACGGAUUUGGCAAUGGCGGAGCCGGAGUAAUGUCUUCUGAACAAGCCCAGCCUCAGAACUUUGUUCACAAACCGCAAGCUGCGCCGGCUGCUACACCCGUCGGAACCGGCGCCGCUCCGGCCGCAGCUGCCCCAGCAGGAAAGACUAAAUAUCCGGAGAAUUACAAGGCAGGAAACGACCGAUGCCCGCGAUGCAAUGACAGAGUUUACUUUGCCGAGAAAAUGGUUGCAAAUGGAAUCAACUGGCACAAGCAAUGCGUAAAAUGUGCUUUGUGCAAUAAGCGUUUGGAUUCAACAACUAUCACCGAGCGGGAAAAGGAAAUCUACUGCAAAAGCUGCUAUGGCAAGAAUUUCGGCCCUAAAGGGUUUGGGUAUGGAGUCGGCUCCGGCACAUUUGCUCAGACUCAGUGA
Molecule: messenger RNA, 6171 nt
Organism: Oikopleura dioica
Lineage: Eukaryota; Metazoa; Chordata; Appendicularia; Copelata; Oikopleuridae
Source: the annotation of a GenBank genome assembly